GAAAUGUAAUGUUGGAAAUAAACAACAGUUCCGGAAUAAGGAAUAACCCACCCUUUUUCAGAGGAAAAAGUCACUGCAAAAAUGAUUUUGCUUGAAUUUCAUAAUAGAAUUGUUGAAGAAACACUGACUUUAAGAUUUAGAAAUGCAAAAGAAGGGAUCAAACCUGAAUCCAUUGACGUCACUGUUGCAGAUUUUGAUGGAGUUUUAUACCAUAUAUCAAACCCAGAAAAUGACAAAACCAAAAUAAUAGUCAGUAUUUCACUGAAAUUUUACAAGGACUUAGAAGAGCAUGGUGCUGAGGAUUUAAUCAAAAGAGAAUAUGGUGACUUUAUGACUACUGCAGAAGAUGGUUACAGUGUUUCGCUUCAGUACAAUUUAGAUAGCAUUCCUGAUGAUUUUGAAGACAUUGUUAAGAAAGCAGCUUUACUGAAAAGGAACUGUUUUGCAUCAGUGUUUGAGAAAUAUUUUGAGUUUCAGGAAAAGGGAGUUACUGGUACCAAAAGAGCUGUCAUACAGUACAGAGAUGAUGAAACUAUGUAUGUUGAAGCACAGAAAGACAGAGUGACAGUUAUAUUCAGUACAGUGUUUAAAGAUGAUGAUGAUAUUGUGAUAGGAAAAUUAUUUAUGCAGGAAUUUAAAGAAGGAAGAAGAAAUUACCAACAAGCACCACAAGUAUUGUUUAGUCACAAAGAACCUCCAAUGGAAUUAAAAGGAACGGAUGCUCGUGGUGGGGAUAAUGUAGGAUAUAUUACUUUUGUUUUGUUUCCUCGUCACACUGGUGCAGCAGUACGUGAUAACACGAUCAACUUAAUCCACACACUCAGGGAUUAUUUACAUUAUCAUAUAAAGUGUUCUAAGGCCUAUAUCCAUUCGAGAAUGAGAGCAAAGACUUCAGAUUUUCUAAAAGUACUGAACAGAGCUCGACCAGAUCAACAGAAAGAAAAGAAAACAAUCACUGGCAAGACUUUCAAGAUGAAUUGAUGAACAGUUUGUUUUAACUUGUAUUUUGGUGCAAAAUUACAGAAGUGGCUUUACAUCAUAAAUCUAACAGUAUGAAGAAGAUGUGGGAUAGAAACAAUUGGCUGGACCAAUGUUUUUUUUUUAAUUGUAUGCUAAUGUAUAUAAUUCAUUUAAUUAGCAAAAACUGUUGAAACAUUUGGUAUCGAAUAUCUUUUCUUGCAAAAUGAAUUCUAUGGAUAAAUAUAUUGUACAGUAAACACCAGUUAUGGACAGAAUUUCGAUUUUAAUCCUUUUUAUCUCUCUGUUUCAUUGUACACAUACAUAUUUUCUGGAACAAUUUUUUCAUAAUUUUACCUCUGUUUUAUGAUUUAAUAUAUUUAAACACAUACCGGGUUUGGGAUUUUCUCGCUGUGUUGAAGACCCAUUGGGGGCCUUCGGCUGUUUUUUGCUCUUUGGUCGGGUUGUUGUCUCUUUGACACAUUCCCCAUUUCCAUUCUCAAUUUUAAUUAAAUUGAUAAUUUAAUGGGGUUGGCAGUGUUUGAAUAUUUGGACAUUACUUUUGUAUUCUGUCUCAUGUUAAAUUUUUAGUUAUGCCUGCAAUUAAGGGUGGUGACCCAAGUUAUAAUAAUGUAAUAUUUACCGAUUUUUUUUCUUUACCAGUUGUAGAUAGAUGAAAGAUAAUGGGGUUACAAUUUAGGGAAAGCAUUUGUUUUAUAGUCAUAUUUGAUGAUGUUAAUGUUGAAAAGAUAUAUUUCAACAUUUGUUAUAGUGCCAGAACAAAUACCACGUACACUUUGCUGUAUAAAUAUUUAUAAAUAAAAUUAUUAAUAAUUA
Molecule: messenger RNA, 1794 nt
Organism: Mytilus californianus (California mussel)
Lineage: Eukaryota; Metazoa; Mollusca; Bivalvia; Mytilida; Mytilidae
Product: actin-related protein 2/3 complex subunit 2-like
Exons: 11
Coding region: 82-981 (299 amino acids)
Biological process (GO): actin filament polymerization; Arp2/3 complex-mediated actin nucleation
Cellular component (GO): Arp2/3 protein complex; actin cytoskeleton
Molecular function (GO): structural constituent of cytoskeleton; actin filament binding
Source: RefSeq, a predicted model, not a curated record